This is a messenger RNA of Lactuca virosa, 1325 nucleotides long. Lineage: Eukaryota; Viridiplantae; Streptophyta; Magnoliopsida; Asterales; Asteraceae. The record is from the annotation of a GenBank genome assembly.
AUGAAGAAACCGAGUAAAAAAAAAGCCUGUCUAUUCAACAUUCUCUCCACUCCCUUUAAUCUUUCAUUGGGACCCUCAUUGUCUUUAUCUGCUUCUUCACUGGCCUCUUUAUUACAUCUUCUCCCCCCAUCAUCCAUUUCACUCACUCCGUCCCUUUCAACCCGCCGGCAUCUCCUCUCCUCCGACAUGGAUAAAGAAAACCUCGCUUUUCCCCAUCACUUCGCCUCUCCGUACUCCACCGAGUCUGAAAGCGACGAUGAAGAUGUCGUCGCCUUAACCCGUCGCUUCUCUCGAUCUGCCUCCUUUACAGAACCCCUUUACAAUAAUCUCAAGGAGAAGAGGGUUUUCUCUGGCUCGCCGGAAUCCACUCUUGGAUGGUUGGGUUCUGUUCAUUCUCAGGCACCUUCGCUACCACAGUUUGUGAGAAGUGAUGAAGAUGCUUGGAAUAUGAUCUAUGCUGCUGCGGGUCAAGUUGCACGAAUGAAGAUGAGAAUGAGCUUGAGCAACAGAGGUUUACCUGGAGUUGUUCCUUACUGUGACGGAGAAGAGUUUUUCCGGCAUCAGCAAAGUUGUCGGAACAGAUGUGUUUCGGGAAGCGAAAGCGUCGGAGGUGGAUGUGGUGGUCGACCACCGAGUUUUCCUCAGACUGCAUGGCCUCCGCCCCAACAACGCCUCCAACAUCGUUCAAAUCAACAAAAACCAUGCAAUGCGCCGGUCAUGAAAGGAGUUGUUAUCGGUGGAUCUGGGGGCGGUUGUGACGGUGGUGGUGCUACGGCGGCGAAGAGGGAAUGUCCCGGAACUGGUGUGUUUUUGCCCCGCAGAUACUGUAAUAACCCACCUGAAUCUCGAAAAAGACAAGCAUGUUCACCUGCUAAUCUGCCAGCUAAAACGAUUCAAUAUUCCAAUAACACCCUUGUCCCCAUUACCGGGCAGCCUCAAACUCAAGCACGCAUCAAUGUCGGCCUCGUUCCUCAUUAUGAAAUGUUAAUGGGUCGGAGGAAUGCCAUGAGUCUAGCUGCUCAGCAGCUGCGAAGCAACAUCCAUGGCCACGGCGGCGUAAUGGACUCACCGGUGAAUAACCCGGAAAUGCUCCUCCCUCAAGAAUGGACCUACUGAAACUCCGUUUUUUGGAGAGUAGAUAGAAGAAAAGGUCUAUAAGUAUAAGUAGUAGUGGUGGAGAUAUGAUUUUGUUUGAUGUUGAUUAUCUAAGUACAGUGAUGAAAAUAAAUGAGAAGGGUAUCCGAAGACUUUUUAGGAUUUUUUGUUGGAGAAUUUGAAAAUUCCAUUUGUUUCGAGAUUUUAAUAGAUAUGAAUAUAUAACGACC